GAUUCUGGCCAUUAAUCAUCUGACCUCCAUAGAUCCUUCGUAAUGUAAAUAAAAUGCGUCCCUGUACUGAAGGGGUGUUGAAAAAGCUUUAGGCAAACAUGAAAUUUCAGUGUACGUCUAUUUUUGGUUCUAGUGGCAGAUUAACACAAUUUCUCAUGAUUCACGGAGAAACACUGUGGGAAAGACUGCUAAUCAUCUCUUUAGCCUUUCAAAAUAGAGAGAGCGAAGCGUUUCAAGCCGAUUCACUCACCUGUCGGCUGUCACUACUCAGUACUCACUCUCCCGCCUCAGUGUUGCUUAGGCAGUGGUAGUGAGAAGGUGCGUGCGCGCUGGUCUCCUGGGGCGCUAUGCCGUGUGUGUGGACGGGAUGGGGGCCCCUGAAACGCCUCCUCCUGCCCCUCCUGCUACUGUGUCUUCGUCAGGAGUGUCUUGUGGCGGGUAACAGUGACGCUAAUGAUACGUCGACAUUGCAAAAUUCUACCUGCAAUCAAAGUCACUGCCUCCACUGUGACCUCAAGACGGAGAAGUGUGUUAAGUGUCUCUAUGUCAUUGUGGCCUCCUCUCGCCUGUGUCUUACCGCGUGUCCAGCUGGCUUCUCCACCUCCUGGCCCUCUGAUAGUGACUUGCUGGGACGUGUGUGUAAAGAACGAAGUAUGUUGGCGCUUAUAUCGGGGCGUGACGUGACAAUCAUAGCGGGGGCGGCGGUGGGCGGGGCGGUGUGUGUGGGUGUGGUGAUCGGGGCGCUGUUGUAUAUGAAGAAAAGAGCCAAGCCGCCCCCGUGUUACCCGCCGCCCGAACCCAGGCAGCGGUAUCCUAUCCCAAGACUGUGGAAGGAUAGACGGCCUAAUGCUACCGAGAAGCCAGUUGCAGAUGAAGAGCGCGUGGAAUUCCUGGAGCAGUUGGCGUGUCUGCGCGGGGAGGCCACUAAUUUCCUAGAGAUGCUUAGCCACACCCAAACCCGCUUCCGUUCCCUCGGCAGCCCUGACUCCCCCACUGACACCAAGGCGAAGGCGUACAGGGCUGUAGUGAGGGAUCUGUCCAGGGUUCUCACUCUUCUAAAUAGACGAGAGGAGCACAUACUGACUGUUCCUGGUGACUGGCGGCGGCUCCUCUCGUGGGCUGCUCGUGUCCUAGCUCGCUACAAGAGACAGAAGACAAUGAAGGAGAGCGGUGACCUGCCCACCCUGGACCCCCUAUACGCUGGAGGCACUCUCUACCAGACCCGGAGGCAGACACAGGCUCAGCGGUGCCGCCUCGUGACCCAGGGAGCGCCACCCCCCCUCCCAGCGGUCACCCCCACGCCCCCCUCCACACACAGAGACUCUCCAUUGAGCUGUCAAGGCACGCCCAUCAGCAGCCAGAUGGGGUCCCGGUCUAACUCCAUGGUGAGCCUGACGCCGAUAAUCCUGGAGGAGGCGGAGGAGGAGAUGGAGAAUGGAACCAGGGACACGGAACCAUUUGAAACCUCACACUACAACCUCGACUUUGAAACUACUGACAGGCAAACACAAGAGGCCCAAAACAAGUACCUGAGGGGAAACACUGAUGGUUCCCCCAACAACUACAACAACUACAACUACUACAAGCCCCCGACGCACAUUAGUCAGAAGGGAAAGCAGUGCAUGACAAUUAGGGAGCAAAUAUUAAACCUUCGCAACAUGGAGCAGAGACAAGAGGCCAGGAAUGUUGACAAAUACUUGACACCAGAGGGCAGUCCAGUCAGGGAACACACGCUGGUGGUAGGGACAGCAGAGACACAACAGCAGGAGUCCCCAAGCGUUACUUUAGGACCUGCUGUGUUUGAACGUAGUGCUGUUAACGCUGUGCUGCCGGGAAAGGAUGUUUACACGAAUGUUAUACGUAAACCAGUGCUGCCAACCGUGAUUCUGGCUGGCGAUCCUUACAGAGAUGAUACGAUAGACAGAAAAGAGCAUUUAAGAAGGGAAACUGUGGUAGGUCAGCGCAGGUCACCCAGAAGCUGUAAGAUGCAGGCCAGAAGACAGGUAGCAGUGCCCAGGUGUGAGCUGACCACUGACCUGUGACUUGUAUAUGUUAGGUCAAGGAGAUGGAAAAUAAGAGGGUAAGACAGUUAGACUCUCCCGUUUGGCUUGUAAAUAUAGCGUUAAGGAAAGGGAGAGAACAAGAAUACAAAUUUCCUGUAAAUAUGUGAAGAAAAGAAGACAAGAUUAGAGUUUUUCUUCGACUUGUAAAUAUAAAGGAGAGAAGAAAAGAGAAAAAGAGGAAAAAGUAUCUUCCUUGUAACGUGUAAAUAAAAAGAGAAGGAAAAAUUGAAAGAGGAAGAAAAAAGAAGACAAGAAUUUCCUG
This is a messenger RNA of Portunus trituberculatus (swimming crab), 2325 nucleotides long. RefSeq lists its product as uncharacterized. The transcript is spliced from 7 exons. Bases 348 to 2042 code for a protein of 564 amino acids. The record is from RefSeq and is a predicted model, not a curated record. NCBI's taxonomy places the organism in Eukaryota, Metazoa, Arthropoda, Malacostraca, Decapoda, Portunidae.